CCACGCUUGGCGUCGCGCGCCGCACUAGGUCGCGGGGCGAUUCCGAAGAGCCGCGCGUCGAAGUGCGAGGUGUGUAGCUGGACGUGGUUCUUACACGCCAGUAAGUCCGUUGCGUUUAGUGAAAAGUUGUAGCUGAAAGGAUAGUACUUUGGACAUUUGUUGAAUUGUUGAAAAUGGAACAAAUCUCAUUCGUCAGACGACUGUACAUUGGAGGACUUGGCCAUUCAGUUUCUGAAGAUGAACUGUAUGAAAGAUUUAGCAAGUUUGGAAAUGUUACAGAGACUGAAAUCAUUAGCCGGAAGGAUGAGCAUGGGAACCCUACCAAGACAUUUGCAUACCUUAACAUCCUCCUUUCGGAAAAAGAACUUAAAAAAUGUAUAUCGGUUUUAAAUAAGACAAAAUGGAAAGGUGGAACACUACAAAUCGAAUUAGCAAAAGAGAGCUUCUUACACAGACUAGCACGGGAGCGCCAAGAGGCGAGUGUGACAAAAGAAAAAACAGAUUAUAAUGGUAUGACAGAUAUUCAAAAAUCUCUGAAGAAAUCUGGAAUUGUAGAUUUUCAUGUGAAGGCAGUACCAGGAACCGAAAUACCAAAUCAUAAGGACUGGGUGGUUAGUAAAUUUGGCAGAGUUUUACCUAUUCUUCACCUGAAAGAUCAACACAAAAGCAAAAUAAUAAAAUAUGACCCUUCCAAAUAUUGCCAGAACCUUAAAAAACUAGAUCAAGAACCUAUGGAUGCAGUUCCCAUUUCGCAGCUCACUUGGCAUCUGCAAGAAGCUGACAGUAUCAUGAGCAAGAAACGGCAAGGACAAUUCCCUGAAGCUAAGAAGCCACCACCAAACAAGAAAACGAAAAUACAGAACAGUGACAGCCUAAGCAAAGUCAACUCAAACCCAGCAAAUGUCGUCCCUGCAAAACUAAUUCAGAACCGCACCUCUAACUCCAGGAAGCAACCUAAUCAGCACUCUUCGGGUCCAAAGCUAAUAUCUGGAACCAUAUGUUCUAGGCAUAUAAAAAGCCUGUGUAAUGAUGAUAUAGAUUCAGAAGAAGAAAUCAGAGCAAUUGAAGCAAGUGAGAGAAAAAAGCAGAAAGGUAAUUCUAUUAUUGCACCUGAAGAUAAUAUGGAAGUUGUUGGUGAUAACUUUAAGCUGAAAUACAGUACUCAUUGGUCCCUACAGAAAGCAAACAAGCAUAUAGCCCAAGCAUGCCAUGGACUAAUAAGACCUGCAGAAAAUGAAUCUGAUUAUGAUUCAGCUGACACUGAUGAAAUUAUAGCUGUGACUAAAUUAUCUGAUGAAAAAGAGAGAUAUGAAUCUCUAGAAGGCUCUAAGGAAACAGAAAAACAGAAUGAUGGCCAGCCAGAAAGAACCAUCCAGGUUGCAAGUUCUCCAUCUUCUGGUUCAAAGGGAUCCAAAGUGGGAGGAAAAAAAAGAGCAGAGUCCAAAAAACCAUCAGAUGCACAAGCUCUUCUUGACAGAUGCAGAUCUGAGAGUGAGGAAAACUCAGGUUCAUGUUCAGACACAAGUGAAUCUGAAGGGGAUGACGAUUACGAAUCCAUGAUGCAAAAUGGCUUCCGAUUAGAUCUUACCUUAGAAGAUUUAGAGAAAUUAGCUGGAGAAAGUAGUGAAGAUUCAGAGGAAGACAAUGGAAUAAUUCAAAGGGCCAUUCAACCACAAACUAACUAUUACUCAGGUAGGAACACUGGUACUGCCCCAGAGAUCCCCACAAUUACCACCACUUCCAAAAAAUGUAUUUGCCCUGAAGAAAUACUUGCUGCCAUUUUAAAAGAAGAGAGAUCUGACAAAGAUGAUUUGAAACAAAAAGAGGAAAAAGUGAAUAUUCAACCUUUCAAGGGACUGGGGUCCCUUGUCAAAGUACUGCCUGAGAGCGAAUUGAAUGUAAAUGUGAGUGAAAAGAAACACUCUUCUUUUGAACUUGAAGUGGAGUCUAGAAAAAGUAUUACAGAAGUGAAAUACUCAAGUUCUGCGAGUAAGAAACUUAACUCCAAACCACCAUCCUUGAAAGGCUUGGACUUGGACAUUCCUAAAGGAAGUCUUUCUGGAAACUCAAGUGAGCAUUCUGACCACCUCCCAGACAGUAUUGGAAAAGCAGAGAAAAUAAGCCACGAUAUUAGUCUUAUCUCUGAAAGGGAACCCGCCCAACAGGGGAAGUCUCUUUCCAAGGGACCAACAACUUCCAAUCUUAUACACAAUAAAAAUUUAAAUGACUCUCCAAAAAAUGAAGGCAGCUACUCAGUUUCUCCCAGAAAAACAAAGAAAUCGGACAACAUGGGAAUGCAACUACAGGACAACAAGAGAAGAUUGGCAGCAAUACAAGAGAGGCAGAAAGAAUGGGAGCUCCAGAAAAUAAUUAUUCAGGGAGCUCUUACCAGCCAGCAAAUUCAGUCACCAAAUAAACAGAAGCACAUCGUGUUUGGUUCAGAUAAUGAGAACGAAGUACAAGAGUGUGCUGAAGAAGAAUCUUCAGGAAAGAUCCCAGUAAAGGAGUUCACACCCAAAACUUCUGGGAAGCUGUUUGAGAGCAGCGAUGAAGAAUCAGACACUGCAGCUGGCGAAAAUGAUCGGUUCAAAAUCAAACCUCAGUUUGAGGGCAAAGCUGGAGAGAAGCUUAUGCAUUUACAGUCACAUUUUGGCACAGAUGAAAGAUUUCGUAUGGAUGCUCGUUUCCUUGAAAGUGAUAGUGAUCAGGAAGAGAAAUCAAAGAAAUCGAUAACAGAGGAAGAAGAGGAACUUUCUUUAGAAAAAAAGAAGAAUCUUGAGAUCUUGAAAAAUCUUCUACAUAUUGAUAUAGACCCUCCCAAAUGUAGGAAGCUAGCUGCAGAAGGCCAGAAAUUCAGAGAUAUGAAUACCUUACGCUAUGACCCCACAAGGGAAGAUCAUGCAGUGUUUGAAAAAAAGCCAGCUAAUACUGAAAAAGAGAGUAAAGCUAAAAAGAAGAAGAAAAAAGAAGAAGCUCAGAAACUGCCUGAGGUGUCUAAAGAUACAUUUUAUAAUGUCGCAGUGGACUUAAAAGAAGCACUUGGAUCUACAAAACAGGAUGAAAAAAAAGAAAUAAUACCAUGGGACCAACAUGAUGAUGCUGAACAAACCCCUUCAACCGAUAUACCAAAAUUCAAUGCUGAAAGACAAGAAGGAAACAAGGGUUUCACCUUUUCCUUUUUUGGUGAUGAAGUGGCAAGAUCACCUAUUAAAGAAGAUCCGUACAUAAUUGAAAUAUUAAAACCUUUACGAGUAGCUUGGCAAGAAGAUCCCCGUUUUCAAGAUAGUAGUUCAGAAGACGAAGAAUCAGAAGCAGCUGAAGUACAAGAUAUUAAAGAAAGUUCUCCAGCUGAAUUACAUUCAAAUAUUAGAUUUUUCUUCUUCUCACAAGAUGAUGACCGAUUAAAAGAGGGCCCCAAGCUAUUCUAUAAAGCUUCAGAUCUUGAUGAAGAAACAGAGGAUUGGGAAAGCAGGCGCCAAAUAUUGCUUGAGGAUUGUCGGAAGAAACAUAAAGAUGCAAGAAGGAAAGUUAAAGCAAAACAUUAACAGCAGUUCUGCUAAAGAAGGACGAUUCAGAAUGUUGAAUAUACUUUGACUGAAUCCUGGGAUAAUGGAAACCAUUGAAAAAAACACAUCUACGGAUAGCUUGGAAGUAUGAAUUAGUGCUGAAUAAACAACUUUGUGAAAUCAGAAUAGA
Molecule: messenger RNA, 3696 nt
Organism: Notechis scutatus (mainland tiger snake)
Lineage: Eukaryota; Metazoa; Chordata; Lepidosauria; Squamata; Elapidae
Source: RefSeq, a predicted model, not a curated record